AUGUACAUCAGCUCCAUGGAGGCGUCCUUCAUGCAGCAGCUCCGUGGGCAGCAGCACCACCACCACCACACCACUCCCGACAGGAGCAUGAUCCAUGUGGGUAGUGGCCAUGGGCUCAAGGUGCUCCAAGAGGGAGCCUCUGAUAACCUCGGGUCUAAGAAGAACGUGCCUCACCCGCAUGAUGUUGGUCCACGAGGCCUGCCUGAGGAUCCGUGGGCGAGGUGUUUCAAGCCACGUGAUUCCGCUAUGAAUCAUCGUGGUGAUGGGGUUGGUGCUUCCGGUGGUGAAUCGGGCACCGAUACAGUUCAAGCGAUGGCUCCAAAGCAUGGAAGAGGAGUGAGCACUUGUGUCGGAGGAAAUCCUAUUGACAGAACCUCAGGUUGUUACACUUUUCAUCUUGUUUGCUGA
Messenger RNA from Triticum turgidum subsp. durum (durum wheat), 408 nucleotides. The record is from the annotation of a GenBank genome assembly. NCBI's taxonomy places the organism in Eukaryota, Viridiplantae, Streptophyta, Magnoliopsida, Poales, Poaceae.